Rhodofomes roseus is the source of this 1901-nucleotide messenger RNA. RefSeq names its product DnaJ-domain-containing protein. The transcript is spliced from 7 exons. The record is from RefSeq and is a predicted model, not a curated record. The coding region runs from base 235 to 1695 and encodes 486 amino acids. NCBI's taxonomy places the organism in Eukaryota, Fungi, Basidiomycota, Agaricomycetes, Polyporales, Fomitopsidaceae.
UUGGUCACGGUGUUGUGCGGCGUGCGCCACCGGACGCGAGCGAUCUUGAUUCGGUCCUCCCAUGCCGCAGCGCAUCACCCUCACCCUCUCCAACCAACCCACUCGCACAUAACCUACAUUCGAUAAGGGCACAACGACGAAACGAUCUACGACUGCCACGAUUAUACGUCACUGUAAUACCAUACCACGACACAUACAUAAGGCGACGCAGCUGCCCCUUAUUCCUCGCGCAAGAUGAGCAGCACGUACCCGACCAUCCAGUCGCGACCCCUCACACCUCACAUCGCCACGACCUGCACACAUUGCUCCUCUCCGCUCGAGUUCCCCGUGCCACAACCUCUUCCACGCCCCUCAACAUCUCUCAAUGUCCGCUGCUUCAGCUGCAGCAAAGUCUUCACACACGCCUUCUACCCUACCCAGGUCCCUGGCCUUGUGAGCAGCGUCUCCGGAACUAGUGGGCAUGGGCCCUCCCGGAGCCAGAGCGGCGGCGGUGCGAGUGGGAGCCAAACGCCGAAGAGAGGGAGGAAGAUUGGCACGCAGGAGAAGCCGUUGGAAACGGGCUACUACGACCUGCUGGGCGUCCCAGUAGAUGCGAGCACGGAGGACAUCAAGAAGGCAUAUCGACGUCUUGCGAUCAAGUUCCACCCAGACAAGAAUCGCGACGACCCCAAUGCGGAGGAACGGUUCAAGGAAAUCGCUAUCGCGUACCAAACCCUCUCCGAGCCCGAGCUACGUAGGAAGUACAACGAGUUCGGGUCCAAGGACAGCGCGCCGGAAGGUGGGUUCGUCGACCCCGAGGAGGUCUUCGGCACCAUCUUCGGCGGCGAGCGGUUCGUGCCCAUCAUUGGGCACAUUAGCCUUGCAAAGGACAUGAAGGCGGCACUACAGGAAGCAGAAGAGAUGGAGGAGGAUGCGGAAGGCAAACCCAUCCAGCGGGACGCGAAAGGGCGGGAGAUCCUCUCGCCAGAGGAGAAAGCGCGGAGAGAAGAGAAGGCCAGGAAAACGGCUGCGGAGAAAGCAGCAGCACGAGCAGAGCGUAUCGCCAAACUCGUGGAGAACCUGGAGCGAAAAAUGGGCAUCUUUACCGAGAGUACGAUGGGCCUCAACGACGCGCAAGUCACGCAGAGCUAUAGGACCAUAUGCCAGCUCGAAGCAGAGGAGCUGAAACGCGAGUCUUACGGCGCCGAGUUACUUCAAGCCAUCGGCUUCGUCUACGUCUCCAAGGCAAAACAAUACCUCGCCUCGAACCAGACCUUCCUCGGCGUCGGUGGGUGGCUGCACAACGUGCAGGGCAAGUACCACGUCUUCAGCGAAACGAUGUCGACGCUGCGUGCGGCGAUGGACCUGAAGAAUGUGUUUGAGCAGAUCCAGGCAGCGGAGAAGGCGGGCAACCUCUCGCCGGAGGAGCGCCAAAGGCUCGAGGAGCAGGCCGCGGAAAAGGGCCUGCAGGCGCUGUUCAAGGGCACGAAGCUCGAGAUUGAGUCAGUACUCCGCGAGACGUGCGAUCGUGUGCUCGAGGACCCGGCUGUCCCCCGGAGCAAGGCGCAGCUGCGCGCGAUUGCGCUGCAGAUCCUCGGAGAGGCGUACAUGGCGGUGCGGAAGGAGCAGGAUGAGGUGAGGGAGGAGAGCGAGUACGUGAAGGUGGAGACGAAGAACAGUCGGCAGCGCGAGCAGCAACGGGCACAGCAGCCUUGAUGCGUAAUGCGCUGAGUGACUGGUUCGACGUUGACUGACUGAGUGCCGCGAUGACACGCAUGGCCGUGGUCGUGGAUCCUGGUUUGCUGUAGUUGUUGCUGUGUCAAUUUCCCGUGUAGCUAUACCGUUCUGACGCGCAUCCUCAUAUAACGUUUGCCUGGGACUGCACAAGCACGACUCAGCGUACACCACCUAAUAUAUGUCUA